Somion occarium is the source of this 1389-nucleotide messenger RNA. The record is from the annotation of a GenBank genome assembly. NCBI's taxonomy places the organism in Eukaryota, Fungi, Basidiomycota, Agaricomycetes, Polyporales, Cerrenaceae.
CAAACUUGCUGUCAUGAACUUUCAAACCUUUAAGUAUGCCGAUUCCUACCCCCACCCGGAUUUCUUUGAACCCUUCACAUCGUGGCCUUCCCAACGGGUGGUGUACGUAUAUACAUCCUCAAGGCUGGGUCUACUUUCGAAACGAAUUUCACCGUGUGAUCACUGACGAGGACAUUUGUACCCCAAAAAUCCUGGCAAAAUUGGAAAAAUGUUGCGAGCGAUUGGGGACUCCUCUUUUGGAGGAGCAGGACAUUUAUGUUGUGACCCCCGCGGACCCGCCAUUUGUGAUUUUCAUAAACCACAACCACGCUAUAGCGUCAUUCGAGAGAGGUUCGGUGAGUGCUGAAGCGGUACGGCAGAUGAGUAUAUCGACCUGCAUUGAUUCGCUGUCGUCGACUAUACUAUACAUUUUUGCAACAUCACUGCGCACACAUACCUAGCCCCAGAGAUGCCCUGCAUGAAGCAGUCGAUGCACUCAUGUCUUAUCGUUUGGACUAUUUAAUUAAUGGAACAUCGUGCAUCGCACCCUUCUCAAAGGAAGAAUGCGAAAACCUUCUGAAGGUUCUGGAUUCAUUACGAGACGGCUUCUAUGAGAAUUCCGCAGGCACAACCACUUUUCUAGCCUGGGUUCUGAAAAGCAUAUAUUCCGGUUGGUUGAAACUGACAAGAAGACAACACACCGAGUUCCGAGACUCACAGUCUCGUACAAACAUCGGCCACACCCAGCCUCCUGAAUUUGUGCGAAUUUUGCUUUCUUUGAUAAUCAAAUUCCCGUUCUUCGGUAUCCCUGAGACAUACUUGGCCCAUACCAAGGACGCAAGCGAAUUCCGUGGCCGUCUCGUCGACUUACAGGAACGUUGGGAAGCUUAUACACGCCAAUUGAUUCGGGAAUACUCAGAUUUCAUCCUAGCUGCCACGGUUCUAAUGUCUGCGACUAUGGGUUUUCUAGCAGUUCCUGACCUCGAACAAGUAGCCAAAGCUCUCGGGAUAAUUCCUGUCUUUGCUGCUUUGAGUAGCAUCAUCAUUGGGGUAUUCUUUGUCUGGCGACACCACAGACCCCCACCAUCGAAGAAUAGUAUGGCAUACAUUCACAAUGCUCGAAACAACCCGCUCGGUUUGCCAGGCCAUGCUGUCUUGCUCAGUCUUCCCCCAGUUUUCUUGGUGUGGUCUAUUAUAUCCUUUGCUGCAGGAGUAGUUGCGUAUACAGUUCAACAUGCCAACGCCCAAAGUGCGUCAAUAUGGACCGUUGUCAGCUUCUUUGCUGUAUUCUGCUUGCUGUUGUUGGUAGGGCUGUUUACCUUCUCAAGGAUUUGGGUGUGGAAGAAGUAGGGCAGGAAUUAUACCUUAAGAUGUACUCGGCUUUGAACGCGAAUAUACCAUUGGAAGCUA